Molecule: messenger RNA, 761 nt
Organism: Nezara viridula (southern green stink bug)
Lineage: Eukaryota; Metazoa; Arthropoda; Insecta; Hemiptera; Pentatomidae
Source: the annotation of a GenBank genome assembly
UUCAUUAAGAUAUGAUCCUAGGCUAUUAUUAUCAAAUCAUGCCCUAUAUACUUUACAAUCUUUGGCAAUAUUCUGUAGAUAUAUAAAUCCAUGAUUAAUUUAAAGUAAUUCAUCAAUGAAUAUCUUAUCAUAAACAUGUUGAUAACUAGUUUUGUAAGUAACCAAAAUGUAACCUUUCCCUCUCCAACAGAUGUCUUGUUGAUAACAACAUUAUCGCCUUAGGCACGCUUAGCCUCACCGAUGAUCCUGAUAACAGGCAUACUUAUAUUCGUCCAGCUCAGUGUUUAUUUUCCUACGAUUGUAGAAUGCAAGGAGACGUAUCCCAAGAAAUGUUACACCUGCACCAGCUUGGUGAGUAGCCGGCUCUGCGGCGAUGAUUUCCGAAAGCUCAACUUCCUCGUGAAGGAUUGCACUCCGGAUAAGAAAUACUGCAUCAAGUUAGUAGAAACAGCUGGGAGUUCUGCAUUCAUGUACAGGAAGUGUACUGCCAACACCUGCGAACAGGAAAAACAGUUCAGACAAGGUCACGUGACCGAAUGUUCCGUUUGCACUACGACGUUGUGCAACGAGGGUUCAACUCCGCACCAGGCAAUGAUGUUGCUCUCAUCUGUUUUCUGGUACCACUAUAUAAACAGCUGAAGGACCACUAACCUAAAAACAACCUCUAUUUAUUAUAUUUUACACAUUAUGAUGUAUUUUUAAUUUGAUCGUAAGGAAAAUAAACAUAAUCCACAAUAUAUUGAAUAAAUAGUCAAUUUUAA